CGUAGUUCCUUCAAUCGAUACACCGCGCAGUGUUGUUUGCCUCGUAGUAUAAAAAUGUUACAGAAUUUCUCGUUUUACACGGGUAUCCAAAGAUCACCUGAAAACGAGGCACGAACGUUACAAUAUCAUUCCGUCGCGGUACAAACCACCGAAUAAAGAGACUAGUGAGAAAGAUGUUGCAAAACAAAAUAGUGCACUGCUAGAAAUUCGAGAGUUCUCGUAUCCGAGCCUUGGCAUCCCUUCAUUGAUUUCCAAGACACGCCGCGUGCAAAAACUUGCGAAGUGCAAUGUGAUUGUUGUAUUAACAGAAACUAUAUCGUGAAAGUGUACACGUUCGAUAAUCAAUCGCAAAUUAUAGUGCUUCGCAUUAAAAUUUAGACUCGAACACGAGAUUCGUUUCACGGCUUUUAUCAGUACAUUGAACAGACGUAUCACCCUCGAACGAAACAAUGUUACGUUGAUCGAAUUGUUGCGAAAAAUCAUAAUUGAAUUAUGGUUAUUUGAACGUUGAAGCAUUUUCCUUUCUAUUUAGUUCAUCGACCAGUCGUGACUGAAUGAAAUACCAACAGUGUCCAAGCAACAAUGCUACUCCAAUGAUUGUUCCCUGUCAAACGAGCCCUCGAAUAUAUCGUCAUGGUGUGAAAUGAAAUAAUAUCGAAGAACAUGUCUUCGAUAACAGCUGUUACUAAGGCUACUUUCGAAACAUGGUGCUAUCGAUACGAUAGUACGGUAGUAUCGACUUUCCGUUGAACUAUCAAACUACUCGAAACUUUUCUCGUAACAUCAGUGUGUGUAUCAUCGACGAGCUAAUGAUCGAUGAAUGCCUCGGACUAAAUGUGUUGAUCAUCGUUAACGACACGCCUACUACAUUUCGAACUGUCGAGAAAAACGUUUUAAAAGAAGAAACAUUCAGUAGGUGUUACGUUUCGCGGAAAUCUUCUAUUAACCAGAUGGUUCGUGGCAGUGAUGCCCUCGUCGGAGGAGGAAAGCCAGUGGCUUGUUGGCAGCGGGACUGGUCUCCCAUCUUCCGGCGGUGGUACAACAUCCGGAACUGGAGAACGUACAGCCAGUAAUAAAGGAGGACUUUACACAGAGGAGAUGACGACGCAACCAGCAAAUGCGAAUAACGCGGGUGUGAAUGCGGCUUCAACCGAUUCCGCCGAGCACGAUCUUAUUGACUCCACAGCAGAUGCAACACUUUUGGCACAAUUUCAUGAAGAUGCUAUUAAGCAGGCUGGUGUUGGUUAUUUCCAAAUAUUGGCUGCUUUGUGCACAGGCUUAAGUCUUGCAGCAGAUACUGUUGAAUUUUUUGUUGUACCGUACAUUUUGCCAAGUGCAGAAGUUGAAUUGUGCAUCGAGGACAAUGAGAAAGGAUGGCUUAGCAAUAUUACACUGAUGGGUCUUGCUUUGGGUGGAUUAUUCUGGGGUGGUCUGGGAGACAGACUUGGAAGGCGUAGAUCUUUAUUAUCUGCAAUGUCUGUUCAUGCCUUAUUUAGUUCCGUUGCUACUUUUAUGCCAACUUAUGGCACAUUUAUGACUGCAAGAUUUUGUUCUGCAAUUGGAGUAGGAGGAUCUUUACCACUAGCAUUUGCAUAUCUCGCAGAAUGUUGUCCAAGACUUAGCAGAGGUCCAUGGGUUGGUUUACUUGUAGCAGCAGGAGCGCUAGGAGGUGUAUAUGCAGCUCUUUUAGCGUGGGUAGUAGUUCCCACGACUGGAGAAAUGGUUGUUCUUGAAAAUAAGGAACAUUUCAGUGCUUGGCACCGCUUUUUGCUGCUUUGUUGUUUACCUGCAUUGUGCUCUACUAUUGGACUUAUUUUUAUACCAGAAAGUCCUAGAUAUCUGGUAGAAGCAGGCAGAGAUGUGGAAGCAAUGAUGGUUUAUCAGAAAAUAUACAAGAAAAAUAAUGCACGAAAAGGUGCCACAGGUGCACAGUAUCAACUUUCUGAAUUGGAGCUUCCAACGAAAAGGCCUCGUGGUUUGGCACCUCCAUCUCCUACUAACCACACUAGCGUUUUGGCCGACAUAAUUUAUUCUAUUGAAAUGUUUUGGAAUUCUUUUCUGGAGCUAUUUAUAUCACCGCAUUUACGUGUAACGGUAGUGCUGAUAAUUAUUUGGACGACCGUAUCAUUCGGACUAUACGGCCUUAUGGUAUGGUGUCCCGAAUAUCUCAAGCUUCUACGUGCUACAGAAUACAAAAAUCACACUGUAACAAUUUCUGGGGAAGAGUUUAAAGGAAGGAUAUUCAGUGGCUCUUUAGAGAAUCGCCAGUACAGAGAUUCGAUCUUUUUAAACUGCAAAUUUACAAAGAUGGUAUUUAGCCACGUAGAUUUCGACAAUUGUACUUUCCAGUCUGUAGAAUUCAGUAGCAUAAAGUCCAGUAAAACUCACUUUACAGAUAGUAUCAUUGUAUAUUCGAAAUUUGUAGAUACGGAUCUGUCUGCGCAAGUUUUUACGGGAUGUAUAUUGGAAAAUAAUACGGAAUUAAGUUUAAGUGGACCGUGCCCAACACUCGAUUUGGAUUAUAAUAUUUAUAUAGAAGAAGCUCUACAUGGUCAUCUCGUUGCUCAAUUGGCCUUUGUGCCUGCUGCUACUUUGGCAGGACUAGCACUUACUGUUCUUCAGCGGCCAAAAAUGAUUGGUAUUUCAUUAUUUUUCUCUUCGGUAGCUGCGGUAUGUUUAAUUUUAGUGGGCACAAAUAGUUCGGCAGUCCUUGGAUUUGAAGGUGGCUUUAUAGCAAUUUUUGCUAUUGCUUGGACGUCACUUACAUUGGUUACAGUCGAGAGCUUCCCUACUCAUUUGAGGUGUACUGGUUUUGGUUUCGUGGCGGCUGUUAUAAGAAUAUCUGGUUUAAUAGGAACUACAACUUAUAAAACUUUAGUCGGCGCGCCCUUAAUUGUGCCAGCAUUAUUGACUGCAUUGCCGUUGUUAACAGCUAGUCUCGCAACGUUUAAAUUGCCCCAUACUCAUACAGUUUUCUUAUAAGGAUCUUACGAAUAAGUGACUAAGAACAUAGAGUCGCCAUCAGAAAGACGUUUUUAAUCUAUAUUUUAAUGAAUCACUUAUGAACUGCGCUGAUGUUUUUACUCAAUACACUCAUGACAAGAAAUGUCUCAGAAUACAUCUCGAGAAGUUCGAAAAAAUCGAUUUCCACUAAAAGGUAUUGAACAUAAAUUGCAAGUGAAGUGUCUUGGACAAGUGCAAAUAUUUCAAUUUGCAAGUUUAAUAAACAGAAAUUACAUUUUUCCCAUGGAAGUGUGACUACGUACAAAGUGACAUAUCCUAGUUAAAUGGAAUGAUGAAUCGCGGUUUGCAAGGAAGGUUGAGUAUUUAAAGCGCACAGACAUUGAGGAUUAAUCGUUUUGUACGCUAGAAUGUGGACAUUUUAGAAGAUUUAAUAUAUGUGUUUUAAUACGUUGACUGUUCACUAAUCCAUAUGCGGGUAGGACUCUGUCGAAUACAGAACAAAUACCAUCUGUACUGGUAAUUUGAAAGAUUUUGUAAAACCAAAAUAUAUAGCUACAUUACAAGGAAAUUAAUGCAUAGUACUUAGAAGAAAAUAGCAGAAUAUUUAUUGUUAUGAAAAUCUCACCGUUUUUCGGACAUUUGAAUCGUAUUCAUAAUUCCAGGUUCGAACAGUCAAUGUGUUAAGCAUAAACGAAGGUCACUGUUGUAGCAGAAAGAUCUUAGAGGGAAAGGUGAAAGACGUACGGAGAGAUUGAAUAGUUGAGUUACAUUACUGAAAUUUCAUGUAGGACUUAUACUCCAAGAUUACGCUCCAUCUAACUUCAAGUUUAAUAUAAGCCAUUUUGCGACUCAUUCUUGAGCGAAGAAAGUUGCAAAAUGCACAUAUAUGUUUGUAAAACUAUUUUAAUAGGGCUACAGCCACGAAACGUGUCAAUUUUAAUGGAUGUUAAGAGGCUGAAAAUCGUCAUCCAUAAUGAUACGUCAAGACAUAACAAGAAUAUUAAAACCCUAGAAACUUUGCUUACUGAAAAUGCAUUUGCAUAUCUGAGAUAGAAGACGUGGAAUGUUAUUCAUAGUGUGUAAAUGUUUUUUUUUUCUUUUUUUUUUUUUGUUCAUUAGGCUAGAAGAAGCUGUGCAUGUUUCUAGAGUUACUAAUUCUAAGCGAUUUGUUUGAAAAAGUUUGCCAAGGACAGUAUCGUAGAAAUUUUUAUAUUUACAGUUGCUGCAUACGCUUUUGCUACUUAAAAAAUUAAAACAUAUAUCGUAAGAGAAUAGGUAGAGAAACCUGAAUUGAGUGAUAAUGAACUGUUUCUACUCUGAAAAAAACAGUCAUUAAGCGAACACACAUUAAAUAUGUUUACUUUUUACCAAUUUACUAGCUCACAAAAACUUUAGAUGCUAGACUCAGCUAAUCAAGAGGCAUUAUCCAUCUAACGAGAAAUAUAAACGCGGUGUACGGACUCUAAAUUCUCAGCUGAAGACUUGAAAUUGAAAAAAGUAGAAGCUUGAGCUUUGUUUAGUAUAAAUCUAAGAGAUUAUUGCCACUAGUCAACUUUCAAUCGUCUUUGAGCUUUUAUAAAGCGAUGAACUUUUAAAAAACUGUGUCAGACUUUCUAACACUUGCGAAUGAAGUAAAACAUUUGUUUCUACGGAAUCGUAUGGAUGUAUCAGUGUCGCCUUAAUUACAGGAGUCGCUAUUAUAUUUACGGAAAAUUUUGCUAGAAUUUUAUUCUUGUCGUGGGAUAAGAAAUCGCGAUGGCAAGCCAAAGCUGACAAAAUACUGGUUCCUCAAGACGGACAACUAUUCCUAGGUAAUAAGAAUGUAAAGUAACUUUUAUGAAGCGAUUAUCGAGGUGUCUCAUUCUUAUUGAAACUUAAAAUAUAUUACUAAAUAUUUAAGCAAGUUUAUUAGUAAAGUA
Colletes gigas is the source of this 4883-nucleotide messenger RNA. RefSeq names its product synaptic vesicle glycoprotein 2B-like. NCBI's taxonomy places the organism in Eukaryota, Metazoa, Arthropoda, Insecta, Hymenoptera, Colletidae. The record is from RefSeq and is a predicted model, not a curated record. Bases 967 to 2982 code for a protein of 671 amino acids. The transcript is spliced from 11 exons. Gene Ontology annotation, molecular function: transmembrane transporter activity. Gene Ontology annotation, cellular component: membrane. Gene Ontology annotation, biological process: transmembrane transport.